Racocetra fulgida is the source of this 1420-nucleotide messenger RNA. Lineage: Eukaryota; Fungi; Glomeromycota; Glomeromycetes; Diversisporales; Gigasporaceae. The record is from the annotation of a GenBank genome assembly.
UAAUUUAAGAAAAGCAUUUGAAGAGGCUGAGAAAAAUAGUCCAGCUAUUAUUUUCAUUGAUGAAAUAGAUGCUAUCGCUCCAAAGCGUGAAAAGACAAAUGGUGAAGUAGAACGUCGUGUUGUAUCUCAACUUCUUACACUUAUGGAUGGUAUGAAGGCAAGAUCAAAUGUUGUCGUAAUGGCUGCCACCAAUCGUCCAAAUAGUAUUGAUCCUGCUCUUCGAAGAUUUGGUCGUUUCGAUCGUGAAAUUGAUAUUGGUAUCCCAGACCCUACUGGUCGUUUGGAAAUUUUACGCAUCCAUACAAAGAACAUGAAAUUAGAUGAGGAUGUAGAUUUGGAACGAAUUGCAUUCGAAACCCAUGGUUAUGUCGGUUCAGAUAUAGCAUCUCUUUGUUCUGAAGCUGCAAUGCAACAAAUCCGUGAAAAGAUGGACUUAAUUGACUUGGAAGAUGAAACAAUUGACGCUGAAGUUUUGGAUUCAUUGGCCUAUGCUUUGGGUGUAUCCAAUCCAUCUGCUCUACGAGAAACAGCUGUAGAGGUCCCAACAGUCACAUGGAAGGACAUUGGUGGACUCGAAAAAGUCAAACUGGAACUUCAAGAAACUGUACAAUAUCCUGUAGAGCAUCCUGAAAAAUUCGUCAAAUUUGGCAUGUCUCCUUCAAAAGGUGUAUUAUUCUAUGGUCCUCCAGGAUGUGGUAAGACAUUAUUAGCUAAGGCCAUUGCCAAUGAGUAUGUCUUUGAUAAAGCACGUGCUGCUGCUCCAUGUGUAAUGUUCUUUGAUGAAUUGGAUUCUAUCGCAAAAGCUCGUGGAUCCAAUUUAGGUGACGGUGGCGGUGCUGGUGACCGUGUUCUUAAUCAAAUUCUUACUGAGAUGGACGGUAUGAACGCUAAAAAGAAUGUAUUUAUUAUCGGUGCCACAAAUCGUCCAGAUCAAAUUGAUCCGGCUCUGCUUCGUCCUGGUCGUCUUGACCAAUUGAUUUAUAUUCCUCUACCUGAUGAGUCAUCAAGGUUAUCAAUUUUGAAAGCUACAUUACGAAAAUCACCUGUAGCUAAAAAGGUUGAAGAACGUUUGGAUUAUUUAGCCAAGAAAACAGAAGGAUUCUCUGGUGCAGAUUUGACAGAAAUUUGUCAACCUACUAUGGAAGAAGAUGAAGAAGAUCCAGUCCCUGAAAUUACAAUGGUUCACUUUGAAGAAGCUAUGAAAUAUGCUCGUCGUUCAGUUUCUGAUAGUGACAUUCGCAGAUAUGAAAUAUUUGCCCAAAACCUUCAACAAUCUCGUGGCUUUGGACUGAACUUUAAGUUCCCUGAAGAUUCUAGCGAAGGACCUUCCACAGACGCACAAAAUGGCGGCAACGCUAUGGAUGUUACUAGUACUACAUUCGGUCGGGAUGCUGAUGGAGAUGAUGAUUUAUAUGCUUAA